AGUGAGUAAAUAUAUUUAUUCACCACAGCUACAGUGUGUGUAGCUUGACGAUGAAGAUUCAUUUCUCUCUCACUCCUCUCCACUUCACCCACCGCUCCCCACUUCCACCCCUAAAUCACACCUCCAUAAACCCUAACCCCUAUCCAAUUCACUGCCUAUAGACUAUUCCGCCACUCAUAUUUUAUUUCUGUAAAUUAGUUCAUACAUUUACGGCGCGGCCAUGCCGAAGAUGAAGCACUUUCUUCGGAAGCUGCACAUCGGCGAUCACCAGCAGCCUCCCGUCCCCGAUCACCCAGCUCAAACGGCGUCGUCGCAGCUGUCGGAGUCGUCGUCUCCGUCUCCUUCGCCGUCGCCGCUGCCUGAUUUGCCGCUGACGGCGUCCUCGUCGGAGAACGAGGCCGCGGGCACCAAUUUCAAUUACCUCGAAGAGGAGUUCCAAAUGCAAUUGGCGUUGGCAAUCAGCGUUUCGGAUCCAGGUCAAACCGGCGUUGACUCGGAAAUGGCUCAAAUCAACGCGGUUAAGCAGAUUAGUCUUGGCCGAUCUCCUUCUCAAAGCCUAGCUGACUUUCUAGCCCUCCGAUAUUGGAGCUGUAAUGUUGUAAAUUAUGAUGAGAAAGUAAUAGAUGGAUUCUAUGAUGUUUGUGGAAUUGAUUCCAGCUCGAUGGUCCAAACCAACAUGCCAUCCCUAGUAGAUCUUGAAGCAAUAUCUGUGUUGAAUACUGUUGGCCUUGAGGUGGUUUCAGUCAACCGUGGUGCUGAUAUGGAGCUUCGGAGACUUGAGGAAAUAGUGCAUUUUAUGUCCAUGGAUUAUCUUGCUCUAAAUACUAGCCAGAGUACAAGCUCUCUAGUUCAAAAAAUUGCUGAUCUUAUUGUUGAAAGAAUGGGAGGUCCUGUUAGUGAUGUUGAAGAAAUGUUUUGGAGAUGGAGGGCACGGAGUCAGGAGUUAACAGUCAACUUCAACACAGUUGUCCUUCCACUUGGUUCUCUUGACAUUGGCCAUUCACGCCAAAGGGCCUUACUCUUUAAGGUACUUGCUGAUAGGGUUAGCAUUCCAUGUAAGCUAGUCAAAGGGAGUUAUCAUACUGGCACUGAUGAAGGAGCUGUAAACUUGAUAAAAUUGGACAAUGGAAGUGAAUAUAUUAUUGAUCUGAUGGGUGCUCCUGGGGCUCUCAUUCCUGCUGAAGCGCCCAGUAGGCGUCUUCAAAAUUUUGGGUUUGAUAUCACAACUGUUGCAGCAGUUGGCAAGGGUUCAUUUUCAGCACCUGACCAAGGAACCAGAGCUGAAGCGUCCUAUGUAGAUGAAACUGCCAAAACUGGAAGUUCAAGUUUUGACUCAUCUCAGGUUGCUACUGUACCAAAUACAAACAGUGGUAGAUUCGCUGGAAAAAUCCAGUCAGACCUGUUGGAGCAUGCUACUGGAGAUAUUUAUCUACCUUCAAGUGAAAUAUGUGAAAUGCCAUUGGGUGCUGGCAAGAAAAUAAAUUUGGUAGAGUUGCGAGUUGAAGAUGUUCCCAGGAAAGAUGCAACUGAACAAUUGCAUGUGCCUCUGGAUUCAGCUGGAUACAGACCAUCUUCUGAUACCCAACACGAACGAAGAGUAACUUUCAAAGACAGAAAGGAGGAAGACAUCCCAAAUGAUGGUGCUGCAAUUGCUACUGAACGUAUUGAUUCUUCUGGAAAUGGAGAGGCUAUACACAUAGCCUACACUGACCAGUCCAAUGCUAACAAGAUUCAAGAUAUGCAAAUUGAUUCAGCAAUAAAUGGAGUAGCCGAAAUGUUAUGGGAGGAUCUUCAGAUUGGUGAACGCAUUGGUAUAGGAUCUUAUGGUGAGGUCUACCGAGCAGAAUGGAAUGGCACGGAAGUUGCAUUGAAGAGGUUUAUGAAACAAGAUAUAUCAGGUGAUGCACUAGCACAAUUUAGAUGUGAGAUUGAGAUUAUGUUGAGGUUGCGACAUCCAAAUAUUGUUCUUUUCAUGGGAGCUGUGUUACGGCCCCCAAAUAUGUCUAUAUUGAUGGAAUUUCUCCCAAGAGGUAGCUUGUAUAAGCUGCUGCACCGUCCAAAAAUCCAAAUUGAUGAGAAAAGGCGAAUAAGGAUGGCCAUGGAUGUGGCCAGGGGAAUGAAUUAUUUACACACUAGCCAUCCGAUUAUUGUUCAUCGAGAUCUCAAGACUCCAAACCUUCUCGUUGAUAAAAAUUGGGUCGUUAAGGUUUGUGACUUUGGGAUGUCGCGCCUGCAGCACAACACUUUUCUAUCUUCUAAAUCGACUGCUGGAACGGCUGAGUGGAUGGCACCAGAAGUUUUACGGAAUGAACCAUCUAACGAGAAAUCUGAUGUAUAUAGUUUUGGGGUCAUUUUAUGGGAGCUGGCAACUCUCUGGGUGCCAUGGACAGAAAUGAACUCGAUGCAAGUUGUUGGAGCCGUUGGAUUUCAAGACAGACACCUUGACAUCCCACCCAUGGUCGAUCCACUGGUUGCAGAGAUAAUACGUGAUUGCUGGAUUAGAAACCCACAGGGACGCCCUUCGUUUGCACAGAUUAUUGCUCGACUCAAACGUGUGCGUCGCCUUAGAGUGCAGAGAACAACUGAGAGUCGCGAAACCCAUCCCUGAUGUAACAAUAGCUCAGUAGUCGUUCGAAGAACCAGCAGAGCAGGAGUGGGUUUUUAGAAAUCUUCAAAGGUACAGCUGCUAAGGAACAUAAUUGGAUUGGGUAGGCAGUGGUUCAUUGGCGAAGCUUGAUGCAACCCGAAACAAAACUCUCUCAUAAGUGCAGCUGGGGGAAAACAUUAAAUUCUUGAGAAAAUGGAAAAAAGUUUACAAGGUAUUAGGACUCACCAAUGUAGGUGAGUAAAUUUGUAAUAAAUCUUAUUUAGACUCAGAGAGAGGGGUGGUUUAGGGGGUAUCUGUUGAGACCACAAAAAAGUAACUGUAAAAAAAAAGGGUCUCUGUGGAUUUUGUAUAAAAAAAAAUUAGUAAAAGGUAGAAAAAAAUUACAAACGUAGGUCGCUUUAUUUGUUGUAUUUAAACCGUCACCUGGCAUAUAAGUUGUGAAGGCAAAAUUAUCAAAAAAAAAAGAAAAGAAAGGGUCUCUCAAAUUCUCUAUUA
Salvia splendens (bonfire salvia) is the source of this 3103-nucleotide messenger RNA. Its product is annotated as probable serine/threonine-protein kinase SIS8. The record is from RefSeq and is a predicted model, not a curated record. NCBI's taxonomy places the organism in Eukaryota, Viridiplantae, Streptophyta, Magnoliopsida, Lamiales, Lamiaceae. The coding region runs from base 221 to 2608 and encodes 795 amino acids. Gene Ontology annotation, molecular function: ATP binding; protein serine/threonine kinase activity. Gene Ontology annotation, biological process: protein phosphorylation. The transcript is spliced from 14 exons.